Molecule: messenger RNA, 3121 nt
Organism: Thamnophis sirtalis
Lineage: Eukaryota; Metazoa; Chordata; Lepidosauria; Squamata; Natricidae
Source: RefSeq, a predicted model, not a curated record
GGCGGGGGGUCAUUCGCGGGGCGUCUACCUUGCUAACCGGCAGCAUGGCCGCGCGGAGGACACCGCAUGGGUUUAAUUUGUUCCUGGAGGAAGAGGCGGGCUGCCGUGUCUUGCAUCCCACGGAGGGGAGAAUUUCAGCGGUUUGUGCAGAGUUCAGCUAGGUAUUGAUUUCCAGAUCUCAAGCAAUGUGCUUCGUUACACGCGAAGAAGUCCAGUGCAUCGUGUCAAAAGGUCGUAUCCCCGCUUCUGCGUAAUUCCCAUCGCCAAAGUCAGAAAUGAAGAAAGAAGUCCUGAGUGCCCUUGGAAGAAGAAACCCAUCCAAAUGACAAAUAUGCUUAGCCUAAGACGUUUUUCUCCAAUUGCAACAAGAUGUUUUAACUGUCGAACUUGGAGCAGCGACACUUUGUUGAAUCAACUCAAUAACUUUACAAAUGAACACCAAGUGUUCAAUCUUGUUUCCAAGAACAGAGCCAGACUCUCUGAAAAACACGUGAAAAGUGCAAUUAAGAAACUUGUGCAGGUGCAAAGGAAGAGACCUUGGUCCUCAGAAACCAUGGCUUACAUAAGAAGUCAUUCUCAGUUUUUUGUACUUCGCAUCUUGGCAGAAAAUAAGAUUGAAUGUAUGGAUAAUGAAGCAUUGAUAGAUGUGUUAUAUAGUAUGCUCUGGUUUGAUGUUGAUGCCCAUGACUCACUUGUAGAAGAGUUGGUUAUAGAAGGCUGGAAGCGAUUAAAUGAACUGACUCCACCUCUGCUCUCUAAAUUUGCAUUGUGUGUACAUGAACAACAACUACAUCAUAGUCCACUCAUGGGUGACAUAGCUGAUAUGGCAGAUAAAAAAUUGGAUUCCAUACAGGAUUCAAGGGCUUUGUCCGUUGUAAUGAACUGCAUAUCUUCUGUUAUCUCAUGGAAUUUUAAAAAACGGUUAAUAGAAAAAGCAGAAGGCUUGUUUGAAAGAACAAACAUCUCAGUCAAUGACGCCAGGCGAUUUGUACAGUUUCUCCGGAAUGUCGGUUUGUUAAGUGAAAAGAUCCUACUAAUCGCAGAUGAUUUGGAUCGAUACCAAACGUUAAUUGUGGCGGAAAAAAUGCAAGAAGUACAAUACAGAAAUCCACUACUGAUUCAAAAGAUUAUAUCCCUCUUUCACAAAUACUUGGAUCAGUAUAAACCAUACGAGCUUUUGAGAAUGACAAAUGUGCUAGCCAUGCUGCAUUGGCCCAAAUCUGACCUAUAUUCCAAAUUACAACAAUUGACAAUCUGCCAUUUACAAGUUAAAAGAGUCCCCGCUGAUGUUCUCAUGCUGGUCCACGUUCUCUCUAAUCUUCCUUCUCCUUAUGUGGAUGAAGCUGUAGUUACUCAAAUUGAUGCUGUCCUACCUCAGUGCAAUCUGAAUCAGCUCAAUAGCUUUACCAUAGAUCUCCUAAAAUGGAUGAAACAUCAUAAGCCGAAUCAGAAAAGCUAUUCCGGACCAUACGGGACACUUUUGCAAAAAGUUAACAAUUGCGCAUUUCAGAGACUUGAGAGAAUGAACAAUUUGGAUCUUUUGCUGAAGGAAUUCAGAUACUUAAACGGGAAAUGGUUUCAGGAAGUGCUUCUCGGGAAGACCAUAGCUGCUUUACGUCAAUUGCGAGAUCAGAUCACACCAUCAAAUGUCGUGAAGUUUGCAUCCUUUCUGAUUGGAACCAACUAUCGCUGUCCACUGUUACUGGACAGAAUAGCUGCAGUUGCCACCGAACAUAUUGAUCAGAUUUACUAUUCAGAAGUACAUGUUAUUCUUGUUCUAUUUUCUUUAUUUAAUUAUGAACCCCCUGAAUCUGAGAAAUUUUUUGAGGCUUGCAUUAACCAUAUCAGUCUUCACUUGGUUCUACCAUGGAAAUCAGCAAGGAAGUCCUCCCUCCAGCUGAUGGAGCUGAAUCGAGCUGUGUGUUUGGAGUGCCCUGAGCUUCAGAUUCCAUGGUUUCAUAAACGCUUCUGUGAACAGAUGAAGGAAAAAAAGACUGAUUCAUCCAGUCUGUUGCAACAGCAGAUAUAUAUACUACUUGGAGAAAUCCUAGGAAGAAGUCAUUAUGCCAGAUGUUCUGCACUCACGUCUUACUACUAUAGAAUUGAUUUUGAAUUUAUGAUUGGCAAAAACAGGAAACCUGUGCCAUAUAUAGACCAACAUGUUGCCGUUCCCAAUUCAGACAACAUAGGUUGUGCAGAAGCUAAUCACUCCUGUGGAAGGAAAGGGCUACCAUCAGGAUUUCAAAGGAUUGCUGUGGAAUUCCUUGAUUCAGAAGCUUUCUGCAAAAAUUCAAAUCACGUCAAAGGAUAUAUUGCCAUGAAAAAGCGGCAUUUAGAGAUUCUUGGUUAUCAAGUUGUUCAGAUCCCUCACUAUGAAUGGAAUUCCAUGGGAUUGUCAUCCACGGAAGCAAAGACUGAAUAUUUAGAAAAGAAAAUAUUUGAAAAGCUUUGAUAUCCUAGUAUGGAGAAAAAAAUAACAAUUUUUAUACGGACUGUAACAUUGAAAAUUAAUUAUUUUUAGCCUUCAAUAAACUUUUUUUUUUAAUGAAGACUAUGUUGCAUCUGGAGAUUUCGCAUUUGGAAUUGCAGAGGGCAAAGUGCAUUGCACAAUUUACAUUUCUUGCACAAGGUGUGACCAUUUUUGGCCUAGCAAAUUAUCUAAGCCGUAGUUAUAAAAAUUGACCACCGGGCUACACAGCACAUGAGCCUAUCCUUGAGGAGUGCUUAGAAGUUGCUUUUGUUGCAAAAUCUAAUAACUAGGCUGCUACCGAGUACCCAAUCUAUUAUUCUCAUGUUGGAAGACUUGCAAUAGUUGAUAUCUGAUGUUGGCCACAAUUUAAGGUAUGUAUUUGCACUGCUAACGUACUAAAUGUCUUCUGACCUGACAUGAAGGACUCCUCUUUUGUUAUAAACUUCUCCAGGAAUGAAAGGUAGCUGAAGGCCGAUUCAGGGAAGAGCUUUCUCAUAUAACUCUUGAGCCAUGGAAUAGAUUCAUUGGAAAGCUUCACUGCUAUUGAUUCAGUUUGAACCGCCAUUCAUAAUUAUUUAUAACACAAGAUUUAUUUUUAUUAUUAGUUGCCUUGCAUAUGCAAGGCCAGCCAAGCAGAAUUUGAUUUAUUUA